Molecule: messenger RNA, 1950 nt
Organism: Cottoperca gobio
Lineage: Eukaryota; Metazoa; Chordata; Actinopteri; Perciformes; Bovichtidae
Exons: 3
Coding region: 574-1077 (167 amino acids)
Biological process (GO): negative regulation of smoothened signaling pathway
Cellular component (GO): ciliary membrane; Golgi apparatus
Source: RefSeq, a predicted model, not a curated record
GGCAUGGAGACGCGAGCUGCCUGAAUUUGAGAGGACAGCAACGUCUUGCAGAAAACACUUGCGGUGCGCUUCAGAAGCUUUUUAAAGAAGUAAACUGGAGAUAUUCAGCUUAUGAGUGUAAAGAUUUGACGCUCCAGAGAAGAGUCAUGGGCGGUGUUUCCCGUCUGUGUGCGUCCUCCAGAGGAAAGAAAAAGCUCCCAUAUGGGGGGAGAGAGCUCGGGGGCUCCAUGCAGGAAACAAGUCGACUACAUGCAUGAAUCCGUGUUCACUGCUGGAGAUUGAACCAACGAUUAAAAACACAUUCUGCACACAUCACCAGGAUGUGGUGGAGCAUCCGGAGCUAAGUGAUCCAUGAGCCCGGGCAGCGACCCUCUCCUCCUGGGCUGGAGAAGCGCCAGUGUCACCGCCUGGGACUAUCCGUACCCCUUCACUGUCUGUCACCGCAUGUUGCCUAACCCUAGCUGGCUUUAGACUACUACAUGUCCCGCCUCCCUUUAGGUGACACUCACUCACACACACACACACACACACACACACACACACACACUCCGAGCUGCACUUGUGUCCACCGACAUGGAUAAACUCACCGUGAUAUCAGGAUGCCUCUUCCUCGCUGCAGACAUCUUCGCCAUCGCCAGCAUCGCCAACCCGGACUGGAUCAGCACUGGAGAAUCAUCUGGCUCUAUGACUGUGGGUCUCGUCCGGCAGUGCCAGACCAUCCACGGCCGAGACCGGACCUGCAUCCCCCCGCAGCUGCCCCCCGAGUGGAUCACCACGCUCUUCUUCAUCAUCCUGGGCAUCAUCUCGCUCACCGUCACCUGUGGUCUGCUGGUGGUGUCACGCUGGCGCCGCGAGGCCGCCCGAUACGCCCGAUGGAUCGCCUUCACAGGGAUGGUCCUGUUCUGCAUGGCUGCUCUCAUAUUCCCCAUCGGCUUCUACAUCAACGAGGUUGGAGGACAGCCAUAUAAGCUCCCCAACAACACAGUGGUGGGCUCCUCCUACGUGCUCUUCAUUCUGUCCAUAUUCUUCACCAUCGUGGGACUGCUGUUUGCUGGGAAGGUAUGCCUGCCUGGCUGACCUCCUCCUCUUUUUUGUAUCUUUGGAAGAACACUACCACUGGAGGCAAACAUGUGUUACAAUCGCCUCUUCCGUUGCCAGUGUUGGAAGUAUCGUUGAGGUGAAACAAAACUGAGAAGCACCCGUUUGUGUUUUCCCUUUUGGAUGAAUUGUCAUGGGAGUCGAUAUCAUCGCGUCACAUCUGUUCAGAGCAGGCGCAGAGAGCUCGGACAUGGCCCUCACCAUCGACGUCCUGAACAAUGAGUAGGAAGUAGGGGAGCCCUGCUGUAUUACCUGUCAUCUUAAGCCUCAUCACAUCAACCAAGAUGCACACUGACAUGUCAGCCAGUCGCCUCCAAUAUGAUGGAAACUCUUCCCUGACCAAAGCUACAUGGAGCAAUCUGUAAUAUAUUCAAGAAAAGUUUCCCUUUAUUGCCACAUUUUAUUUAUUUAUGUUUUUAUUUUUUUGUAAAGGUAUGUAUCCCAGAGAACAGUAUGUGGUGGAUCACUUUGCCUUAAAGAGCUGUUAACCUUAAAAUAACUAUUGUUGAGUUGUAAUGUUUUGGGAACAACAAUUGUGGAUAGAUGAAAUGAUUCAACACCAAAAUGUUUGAACUGGAAUGUAAAAUGGGGCAACAUCUGUCCAUUCAUUCAAGGAUCAUUAUGGGGUUGAGAAAUAUAAAGGUGUGUCUGUGAUGUGUCUGGUCCCUCUAUCACAGCUUUGUUCCUUUAGUGAUGUCGUGAACGUACCUUUUUGAGCAUUUCCAGUUGUUUUAACACUGUACCAAGAGAUGACUGAAUCUAUGAGUAGUUUGUUUUAUAUAUUCGAAGCACUGUGAUGUUCUUGAAUGAGAAUGGAAGAUCUCAUCUCAUUAAAAAAAUUACUCAUUUGAA